Messenger RNA from Asterias rubens (European starfish), 1533 nucleotides. RefSeq names its product SAYSvFN domain-containing protein 1-like. The coding region runs from base 344 to 886 and encodes 180 amino acids. Lineage: Eukaryota; Metazoa; Echinodermata; Asteroidea; Forcipulatida; Asteriidae. The transcript has 4 exons. The record is from RefSeq and is a predicted model, not a curated record.
AAUGUGCGACCGCGUAGGACUGCAAGCAAUGUGAGUUCCGACCUGCAAUAUUAUAAGCGACCAUCCCAUAACCCACGCACCGCCCGAUUACGAAUACAGUGCCACUUUGCGUGCGUCUGUGUUGCAUAGUCUGGUACCUGCUGUCCGAUUUGUCCGUCAUGCGAUCAACAAAGUCAGUCAAAUUUUAAUGUUUUUGAGUUCCAGGAAUAAUCUUUUGCACAGCAGUUCCGGCAGAUCAGGCAGUUCCGGCUUUUACCAAUUGCCUAAGUCAAUUCCUAGUGAACGGAGCUUUUGAAUAAAGUAAAAGGAUUGGUUCUAACAUGGAGUGCUGAAAUGGUACAGGAUGGAAGCACAGCUGAGAGAGUACAGGGCUCGUAAAGCCCAGGAGCAGGCAAGGCAAAAUCAAGAGGGUGUCUGGACGCGAAUAUGGAGGAAAAGUGAUACCUCAUCCCAAACAACUCCUCUGUCUGCUGACGAGGUAGAUGGUGGUCAGACAGCAAGGCUAGCUGAAAGUGAUGAGCAGGAGGAGACCUGGACCAAGAAGACCCCUGCUGUUAACAGCCUCCAAGAAAACCUUCCAAGAAACCGCUUUCUCCGCUUUAUCGCACAAGACACAUCUCUUCUGACCAGUGUGUUUCUCCUUAAACUCAUCCUUUGGCUGGUUCUCUUUGCUCUCUUUCUACACUUGGAGUUCGCGGCUGUGUUUGUCAUUGCGACCUUCUUUUAUAUAAUUUAUGCUACUUUGGAAACGCGACGAGCAAGGGCCCCGGGAGAACCUAGCGCCUAUUCCGUUUUCAACCCAAACUGUGAGCAGAUUGACGGGACUCUAACAGCCGAACAAUUUGAGCGAGAACUGAAAUAUGGAAUUGGUUCAACCAAGAAAUAAACACUGGUGUCCUACCGAACCAAGAAAUCUCGAAGUUGAAUGGACUCAGUGAGAGAACAUAAUGUCUUUUUUUAAAUGUCAUUGAUAUGUUUUACUGAGAGGCAAGAAAUGGUCGCCGUUGCAUCAUCUCAUGUGUGUUGUGAAAUAUUGACAAACAUGGCUUUGUUCCAUGGGGAUAAGAGAUACAGUGUGAAACUGGCUACUUAUUGAAAACAGCCAUCUGAUUCAAAGUUGUGUCCCAUGUUUUCUUUCAAAAAUGUUGAAGAUCCAGCCUUUUUUAGCAAGGGUAAAUAUAUCAUUGUUUUUGUCUUUUUAAUAACAUGGCAGGGUGACUAGGAAAUAUAGUUAUAAACUUAAAAAACAAACAAUUAAUGACAACAAAUGUAAAUAUAUCUUGAAAAACUAUAUAUUUUUUCUUUCUUGGAUAUUCUAUAUUUAUUCUGUAGCCCAACUGAACAUAAUAUCUACAGUCAAAAAGUCAAUACACGGUAGAGGAGUUAUUGUUACAUUAUGUCAAAUUUAAAAAACAAUGGUGAAGUGAUGCUACGUGUUAGGUAGGAGGCAUAAAUGUAUCUUAAACAAAAAAAGUACAACUUAAGCAUGGGUCAUACUUUCUGCGAAUGCAAAGCAUAUGUUGACAUCACAAA